Molecule: messenger RNA, 2369 nt
Organism: Megalopta genalis
Lineage: Eukaryota; Metazoa; Arthropoda; Insecta; Hymenoptera; Halictidae
Cellular component (GO): cytoplasmic ribonucleoprotein granule; nucleus
Molecular function (GO): mRNA binding; RNA endonuclease activity
Source: RefSeq, a predicted model, not a curated record
UCUCUCUAGAUGUUCGGCAAUCUUUUAUGAAAAUCUCUAGUCGUCCGAAAAAAGAUUUUUGGAAGUUUUUGAAAGACUACAAAGAGGAACAAUUAAGAGCAAUUAUAGAUCAAUAAUGGACAAUUAAAGAAAAAUUGUAAAUGAUGUUUUGUGUCGCGUAAUUAUAGUUGAAUACACGUUUCGUAAGAAAAAGAAAAACCUCAAUUACCGCGGACUUCAGUGUUGUUUAAACUAUAUGCGUAUCAUCUGCGUUGCAUCACAUGUUUACAUAUAAUUGUGAUUAACAAUAUUUACAACGCAAGUUAUGUCGACGAAAUGCGAUUACUUUUUCAUCUAUAGAAAGUUUUGCAAUAAUUGAUGAACGUCACAUCAAAUAUGUGAAUACUCGAUAUGUAUUCAUGAUAUCAAGAAUUUACUUUUCUUUUUAUUAGCAAUUCGCGACAUACAAUAACGAAUCGUCGCGAAUUAUUUUGGUGUCCAUUUAAUUUAUAUGUGUUUUUGUAUUGAGACUCUUCGAGGAGAACAAAUGUCUGUGAACAAUGAGUGAUUUAAAUGAUUCGGUAAUAAUUUGUGAGACCCUAUCUGAUUCAAAUAAACAAAAACAAAACCUCCGGUUAAACCAGGAGAAAGCUAAAAAGAUUAAAAGGAAAACAUUUUACGAGAGUCCUCUAAGACAUAUUCAGUUAAGUGGCAAACGAUGGGAAGAACGAAUAAAAAUGCAAGAAAAGUUAAAUUCUACCGUAGCCAAUCAACAAAUUAACAAAAGUAAAAACAGGCUUUUCUCCAACAAUGAACUUAAUAGUUUGUGCCAAGACAGUAUAAUUGUAUUAAGCGAUAACGAAUGUGAAAGUAUCGAUGCAACGGACAAACAUGUUUGCAAAGACAAGGGACAGACUGAAAAGAGAUUUUUGAAAAAGUUAGACAACAACAAUACAAAUCGACCUUUAAAACGCAAAAAGUCCCAUGUUCUUGUAUGCUCGAAAAAAAGAAAAUCUAUUUUUCUAUCGGAUAACGAAGAUUCUGAUAUAGCAGCGGUCGAGGUAGAUGAUGAAAACAGAGUGCCAUUGGAUUCUGUAAAUCAGAGUACAGACGAUGUUGUUGUAGUGUGGUCGUCUAAAAAUGUAGCUUUGUCAGGUAUUCCAACCAAAGAUGGUACCAUCGUCGACGAAGGAACGAUGAAAGAAGGACUGGUAAAUUUUGGAAAAGAUAGGGAAGAUAGCUUGGAGAGAGAAGAUAAACAUGAAGAAACUGGUAACCAGAAAAGAAAGGAAGGUGAAGCAGCAAUGGUAAACGAGGAAGAAGAAAGCAAUGAAUUAGUUGUAAAAGAAAUUACAGAUGAGGAAAACGAAGCUGAGAAAACUAUAAAUCUAGACGAAGAUAAUAGACUUUUUAUGAUAGACUUCAAUCCAGAUCCAAAAAAUCUUCACUGUUUGAUAACCAAAAAGAAAAAGAAAAAGACGAUAAAAAAUAAUAAUGAAAGAGAAGCGUAUAUACACGAUAAUGAUUUACUUUUCAACAAGAAAGGUUUGAAACUGCCACACUGUGCAAAAAAUAUAGAAGUUAUAGUGACGACGGAAAGACGGAAAUCGUUUUCUACGAUAUUGUCAAAAUUAGAACAAAAGUCAUCCGAGUUAUAUUCGGAAGAUACGCAACCCGGUACAUCGAGUACGCAAACUGUGGCUACGAACGAUGUGUCAUUAAAUACUGUACUACGAGGACGUAUAACAUUUCCAUUGACUGGUUUGAGAGAGAUUGUUAUCGAUGGGAAUAAUGUAGCUAUGGCACAUACAAAUGGCAAAACAUUUUCAGAAAUUGGGUUAAUGAUAGUUAUUAAUUACUUCAGAGGUAGAGGACACCUGGUAAAAGUGUUUGUACCUCAAUAUAGAAGGUCGAUAAAUUGUCCACUGCUCGAAGAAUGGUAUACAGAAGGUAUAGUAGUUUUUACACCCAGUAGAUAUAUAGCUGGAAAAUGGAUAACUCCUUACGAUGAUCGAUACAUAAUACAGUAUGCAACAAUAUGCAAAGGUAUCGUAAUUUCCUCGGAUCAGUUCAGAGAUCUGUACAAAGAAAAGCCAGAAUGGCGCGAUACGAUUAUAAAUCGAUUAAUGGCUCCAACUUUUGUUGGUGACAUAGUCAUGUUUCCGGAAGAUCCUUUAGGCAGAACAGGGCCCACGCUUGAACAAUUUUUAAGGCACUAAAUAUGGGAAAUUCAAUUUAUAGUAAGCAACAGAUGAAAAUAGAAUGUAAUGGUACACCGGUGGAAACUUUGUACAGUUAAGUUCUAUAAACUUCUCUUGUGAAAACAGUUCAUUAUUAGAAAAAAGUACUUUUUUCUUGUAUAUUGUACAAACAUACACAUUUACGUAUUA